ACAGGCGGCCAGACAGUGUGGAAGCCCAGAGAGACGACAUUCAGUAAGAUGCAUGCGCUGCUGCUGCUGCUGCUGGGCUUUGUGGCGAUGACCACUGCUCAGCCCCAGUGUGACCCACUAACUGAACAUGAGUUGCAUGGCCAAUGCUGCAAAAUGUGUGGCCCAGGGACCAGAAUGUUGUCAUCAUCCCUCCCCAGCUCUUGUCAGGAUCCUCAGUGCGUAGAAUGUGGGGACAAUGAAUAUCAGGAGCAAUACACAAAGGAAACCAAGUGUCAACGUCAGCCAUACUGCGACCCACAUAAAAACUUUCAGACUGUUGUCCAUAAAAGCAAGGAGAAACAGAGCCCCUGCGUGUGUAAAGAGGGAUUCCACUGCUCCAGUAAAGAAUGCAUAACCUGUGUGCCGCACACACUCUGUAAACCAGGGUAUGGGGUUCAAAACAUAGCCACCCAUAUGAAGGACACAGUGUGUCAGAAAUGCCCUGAAGGCACAUUUUCCAACGACAGCUCGUGGCACGGUGUCUGCAUGGAAUGGACAGUAUGUGAGAGUGGAUACCAUAUUCGACAAAGCGGAACAGACGUAUCUGACAACAUCUGUGAGGAAACCUCAAGGAGGCACAUAGUUCUGUUCGUCGUUGUGGCUCUUGUGGUUGGAGUUUCAGCCAUACUUGUAAUUGUGUAUUGUCUAUGCAAAGGUAAAGAAGAAGACGCACGUGGAAAGGUAAAGGUCUGUGUUGGUUCAUGUUUCGGAGAUGGAAGGCAGCCACUGAGAGAAACCAGAGUACUGAUAACAAACCCAACGGAUGCGACUGAGGAGGAGUCCAUGAAGCUGCCUGAGCUGCAGUCCUCACAAGAGGAGGGCGGUGCGGGGACACCGGAGGAAAACGAGGACCAGCAGAACCAGGAAAUUUCAGCAGGUCCAUUUCUCACUGAGAAUGGAAAGUUGGUGACUGAGGAGUAUGGGAAAUCAUCAGUCCUCUCACGACAGGAAUCCCAACCGCAUACGUUUACAGACAGCAGCACUAGCACCGCUUUCACACCAAUAACUUAAUCAGGGCAAUUCCCAGGUCGACUGUGUUUCGGUGGGGUAACCGUCCUCAAUCUGCUUGGCUUCGCGACCCAGGUAGCCACUAGAGUAUUCUACUUCCUUGUCCACCUGCUGCAAUAAGUAUGCAGAGAAGGAGAAAACACUGCACAAAAUUAGAUAUGUAUUUGUGCUUUAUUUAUCUUUCCCUAUUGUACAAUGACAGAUUCAAGUAGCUAUGAGACAUUAGUUCUGCUAGUAUACACACAGAGUGGAGUAUUUGAAUAUGUUAGUUGUUCACUGACUAUGGCGUCAAAGCCCCGUUCAUUUCUAGCAUUUAAGGUACUGUUAUGCAGUGCAACCGGGUUGGGGACCCAGGUCUUUUCUGAAUUGCCAUGACAAGGGAUGUAACCAUGGAGACUGAAUGGUUUGAACACUGAUCAGACAACCCUGGUGAAACCCUGGUCAGCGGUGUGAAA
This is a messenger RNA of Etheostoma cragini (Arkansas darter), 1502 nucleotides long. RefSeq names its product CD40 molecule, TNF receptor superfamily member 5 (gene cd40). Gene Ontology annotation, molecular function: antigen binding; CD154 receptor binding. Gene Ontology annotation, cellular component: CD40 receptor complex; external side of plasma membrane. The record is from RefSeq and is a predicted model, not a curated record. Lineage: Eukaryota; Metazoa; Chordata; Actinopteri; Perciformes; Percidae. Gene Ontology annotation, biological process: positive regulation of B cell proliferation; TRIF-dependent toll-like receptor signaling pathway; positive regulation of canonical NF-kappaB signal transduction. The coding region runs from base 49 to 1050 and encodes 333 amino acids. The transcript has 9 exons.